This is a messenger RNA of Peronospora belbahrii, 306 nucleotides long. The record is from the annotation of a GenBank genome assembly. Lineage: Eukaryota; Oomycota; Peronosporomycetes; Peronosporales; Peronosporaceae.
AUGGCGAAUCCAUUUACAAUCAGCUCAGCUGAUUCUGCUCCCACCACCACCGUCAACUCAACCAGUUCCGGGUUUUUAAUUCGCGUUGGCCUCUCUUGUCCAAAGUUUCACGUCGACGUGUCUACAAGCAACUACUUUAAUGUGCUCCGCAAUGUUGAGAUCGAUUUUGACUGCGAUCUUGCGAUGCUUGAUGAAUCCACUCUCUCGCAGUCUCGAUUCUGCCACGCAAAAUGCAGCCACCACGCGACCUGGUCUUCUGCAAUGAAGCAAGUUACUGUCCAAACGAGCACCACACUGAGGUGUUGA